Carya illinoinensis is the source of this 1418-nucleotide messenger RNA. Its product is annotated as vignain-like. The transcript is spliced from 4 exons. NCBI's taxonomy places the organism in Eukaryota, Viridiplantae, Streptophyta, Magnoliopsida, Fagales, Juglandaceae. The coding region runs from base 164 to 1246 and encodes 360 amino acids. Gene Ontology annotation, molecular function: cysteine-type endopeptidase activity. Gene Ontology annotation, cellular component: lysosome. The record is from RefSeq and is a predicted model, not a curated record.
UGAUUACAGUAAUUGUUGAUGCCGAUAAGUUACAUGUAACCUCUCCAUUUAUGAUACAUUGUUUCUUUUGUCCACUUCUCAGUCUUUUAUUCCGUUUCUCUAUAUAAAUGUCCCAAGGGGUUACAUUUUCCCAUCUUGUGUUGAAUCCUAGCAAAUUUUAAAAAUGAAGCUCUUUUCGGGUGCUCUCCUGCUUGCUUUGGUUCUUGUGGUUGUUGAGGGUUUUGAUUUUCACGAAAAAGAUUUGGCUUCUGAAGAAAGUUUAUGGGACUUGUAUGAGAGGUGGAGGAGCCACCACACGGUGUCCACGAGCCUUGGUGAGAAGCACAAGCGUUUCAAUGUGUUCAAGGAAAAUGUAAUGCAUGUUCACAACACCAACAGGAUGGAGAAGCCAUAUAAGCUGAAAUUGAACAAGUUUGCAGACAUGACUAACCAUGAGUUUAGGAGCAAUUAUGCAGGCUCCAAGGUUAAGCACCACAGGAUGUUCAGAGGAGCUCAACAUGGGAGUGGGAGCUUUAUGUACGACAAGGUAGACAGUGUUCCACCCUCUGUUGAUUGGAGGCAGAAAGGUGCUGUGACCGGUGUUAAGGAUCAAGGAAGGUGUGGUAGUUGCUGGGCAUUUUCAACCGUGGUGGCGGUGGAGGGUAUUAAUCAAAUCAAGACCAAUAAGCUAGUCUCUUUGUCUGAACAAGAGUUGGUAGAUUGUGACACUAAACAAAAUCAAGGUUGCCAUGGAGGGCUAAUGGAUUAUGCUUUUGAGUUCAUCAAGCGAAAGGGAGGCAUAACCACUGAAACCAAUUACCCAUACGAAGCAGAAGAUCGAACUUGUGAUGCUUAUAAGGAAAAUUAUCCAGCAGUGUCAAUUGAUGGGCAUGAGAAUGUGCCUGAUAAUGAUGAGGACGCAUUACUAAAAGCAGCUGCAAAUCAACCUGUCUCCGUGGCCAUAGAUGCUGGGGGUUCUGAUUUCCAAUUCUACUCGGAGGGGGUUUUUACAGGACAAUGUGGCACAGAGCUAAAUCAUGGCGUUGCAGUUGUAGGCUAUGGAAUAACCCUCGAUGGAACCAAGUACUGGAUAGUGAAGAACUCCUGGGGACCUGAAUGGGGAGAGAAGGGUUACAUAAGGAUGCAGCGCGGCAUCUCUGAUAAGGAGGGGCUGUGUGGCAUAGCAAUGGAGGCUUCAUAUCCCAUCAAGAACUCUUCAACUAACCCUGUUGGACCUUCAUCUUCUCCUGCUAAAGACGAAUUGUAGACAAACAUUUCACCAUUGACUUCGUCUUUUGCUCAAACUCAGCUAGCUGUUGUUUCUGGUGUUAAAAGUUGCAUGUCUCAUGGCUUUCAUGAACAAAUAAUGUCUAAGAGAUUGGUCCUAAUAUGUCAAAUAAGACAGUCUGAGUAAGUGAAGGCGGAGUGUAUAUUUCAAA